Messenger RNA from Marmota flaviventris (yellow-bellied marmot), 2198 nucleotides. RefSeq names its product beta-1,4-galactosyltransferase 4 (gene B4galt4). NCBI's taxonomy places the organism in Eukaryota, Metazoa, Chordata, Mammalia, Rodentia, Sciuridae. The record is from RefSeq and is a predicted model, not a curated record. Gene Ontology annotation, cellular component: Golgi apparatus. Gene Ontology annotation, biological process: carbohydrate metabolic process. Gene Ontology annotation, molecular function: galactosyltransferase activity.
CUGUCCCCAGUCUCGGUCUGGGCGGGCGCGCGGCCUGGCUUUGGUGGGGCUGUCCUGCGUCUACUGGAGCAGCGGACCGGACAAGGGGCCUGCGGAGGCCAAGCCUGGCGCGGGGCUGAGGCUCAGGAAGGGUUUGUCACGUGGAUUUUAAAGGAUUUCAGAGACCUCUGCCCUCAGUCGGGUUCUAUUCGGUAUCUGUUGAUUGGUGCCUCUUGCUGUUCUGUUUUCCUUUAGAGAUCAUUGGAGCAGAACUAAUGGGCAGAAGCAGCCAUUGCAUCUUUUGUUGUCCUUAGUUUGCAGUCAGAUCGGAAAAAUUUCACUUGAAGCUUCCUCAACUGGAUCAAAGCAGAAAGAUACAUAUCACUCAUAAAAUUAAAGACAUGGGCUUCAACCUGCAUUUCCACCUUUCCUACAAGUUACGGUUACUGUUGCUUUUUACCUUAUGCCUGACGGUGGUUGGAUGGGCCACCAGUAACUACUUUGUGGGUGCUAUUCAAGAGAUUCCCAAAGCAAAGGAUUUCAUGGCUAAUUUUAAGGCCAUAGCUUUGGGGAAGGAAGAAACUCUGACUAAUGAAGCCUCCAUGAAAAAAGCAGAACUUGACAACUGUCCUUAUAUAUCUCCAGACCUCAGAGGCCAGAGCAAGCUUAUUUUCAAACCAGAUCUCACUUUAGAAGAAGUACAGGCUAAAAACCCCAAGGUGCACAGAGGCCGGUAUCGCCCUGAGGAGUGUAAAGCUCUUCAGCGGGUCGCUAUCCUCAUUCCCCACCGGAACCGAGAGAAGCACCUGAUGUACCUGUUGGAACACCUUCAUCCCUUCCUGCAGAGGCAGCAGCUGGAGUAUGGCAUCUACAUCAUCCACCAGGCUGGAACUAAAAAGUUUAAUCGAGCCAAACUCUUGAAUGUGGGCUAUUUAGAAGCUCUCAAGGAAGAAAACUGGGACUGCUUUAUCUUUCAUGAUGUGGACCUGGUGCCUGAGAAUGACUAUAACCUUUACAUGUGUGAGGAUCAGCCCAAGCAUCUGGUGGUUGGCAGGAACAGCACUGGGUACAGGUUACGUUACAGUGGAUAUUUUGGGGGUGUUACUGCCCUAAGCAGACAGCAAUUUUUCAAGGUGAAUGGAUUCUCUAACAACUACUGGGGAUGGGGAGGCGAAGACGAUGACCUCAGACUCAGGGUUGAGCUCCAUAAAAUGAAAAUACUACGGCCAAAGCCUGAAGUGGGUAAAUACACGAUGAUCUUCCACACUAGAGACCAGGGCAACGAGGUGAAUGUGGAACGGAUGAAGCUCCUACACCAGGUGUCACGAGUUUGGAGAACAGAUGGGUUGACGAGUUGUUCUUAUAAGUUGCUCUCUGUGGAAUACAAUCCUUUAUAUAUCAACAUCACAGUGGAUUUCUGGGCUGGUGCAUGACCUGCAUCUUUUGGUGACAUUUGAAAGAACUGAUUAUUUGAUUUUAAUGAUUUUGGCCUAGAGACUUUUCUUAGUAGCACAUAACAAGAACAUGUUGCAGCUAAAUAUUGGGCUGAAUUUUUUUCCUUUUUGUAUUUUCUUCGCAGAGCUCCUAAUGAUGUGGAAUGUAAAACCACUGUAGCAAGACAGUUUUCUUAGUUGUUUGAUCAUGAAGGUUAAAUAUUAUAAUACAGAUACUUGAAGGAUUAAGUACAAAAAUGUCUCAGAGUAUAGUGGAGGCUACCUGAGAACUUUGGUUGAAGAUUUAUUUAAGCUUAAAGUGUUGUAUUAUGAGAUACAAGGCCAUAGGAAAUAAGAUUUCUGAUGUCUCAGAGAUCUAGAAUUGUUCUCAUCCAAUAUAGAAAGGUACGGAGAUGUGUUUCUGUUAUUCAUUUAUUCUGCUUGGUCACCUGUAAAGUGGUGGAUCCUAGGGGAGAAGAAGGCCACAGAGAAAAGGUGAAGAAUCAAGAGGUGGUGAACUUGAGAUUGAAGAAGUGGCAGGAGGACAUGGUGUCAGAUGAACUGGCUGCAACAGCUGUGCUGGCCGCCACCAAUACUCCACAGUGGAUCCCACCCCCUAGAUGCACCUUCCAGGAAGAGUCCAGGAGAACACAUUAUCUACUAGUUUUUAAACCAUUUUUGUAAAAUGAUUUUGUACAUGUAGGGUAUGAAUUACCAGUUUAUAAAUUACAUGUUAACUAAUAAUACAUCUCUGAAGUAAUUCUCUAGUAAAAUAUGAAAAAGCUU